Cajanus cajan (pigeon pea) is the source of this 971-nucleotide messenger RNA. RefSeq names its product vascular-related unknown protein 4. NCBI's taxonomy places the organism in Eukaryota, Viridiplantae, Streptophyta, Magnoliopsida, Fabales, Fabaceae. The record is from RefSeq and is a predicted model, not a curated record. Gene Ontology annotation, biological process: xylem development.
CACUAAGUUAAUUUUAACUUCUCGAAUUCUAUGUCCCACCCCAUGAUUCCAAAGUCGUCACACAUUUAAUCAUAUCUAUGCAUAUUUCUUCAUUGUUAAUUACAUAUAUUAAAUAUUCUCUUCAUAUAUGCUUUCCGUGGGAGACUUGCUUCUUAAAAACUUAUUGCACCGAACCCCACUAAUAUAUAUUUUCAUUAUUUGUUCAUCUUAUUCUCUUGUUGGAUUUCAGAUACAAAACUAAGGUGGCUUCAAUGAGUACCAAAAUCAAAGCUCCUUCUUCCACCAGUGAGUGUGACUCUUCAGAGGAGAGUGGUUGGACUAAGUACUUUGAGGAUUUCUUUAACGACCAUAAUGUUGAUGAUCAGAAAUGUUCUAUGUCUUUCUCUGGUAUUGACUCCACCUCCUUUGCCUCUGAUGCUGCUUCCUUGGCUGCUACCAAAAAAUUAACUUAUAGCACACAAGCUGAGGAAUCUAGUUUGAAGAAGAGAAAGAAGAUCAAAACAGCUUUUGAUGAUGCUUUGGAAGAUACUGCAAGUUCUCCUAUCAAAGGCCCCAAGGAAAAAGGAAACACCUCAGGAGAAAGAGAUGAAAGGAAAGAAGUGUAUUUUAAUGGGAGGGAUAAUGACCACGCAGAACUGAAGAAGAAAGGCCUUUGCUUAGUUCCUUUGUCGAUGAUAGUGAAAUAUCUAUAGGUUGAUUAGUUCCAUGCCCCAUGUACAUUAUUCCAUGCUAGCAAACCCCAGAAAGAGAAAUAAGUAUAGAUAUAUACAAUAGGAUACAAAAUGACAUGAAGAAAAAAGAGUUAGAGAAAAAUGAUAAUUAAGUAUCAAUGGGGUGUUUGUAUUGUUGGGUCUGAAAAAAAAAAAUAGUACUCAUGCAUUUUUCUCUCUUGAUUAGCGCACAUAGAUAAUCAUGCUAAACAGCUAGAGCAUGUUGUAUAUAAUGAAUCAAUCAUUAUUUAUAAAUUUCAG